AUGCAUUGCAAAUAAUUCAUUUUGCAAUUAGAAAAUUUAUUAUAGGUUGAUAAAGAUUAGAAGUUAAAUGUAGUAACAAAUAACAUUAAGAUAAUAAUGAAUAUUCUCAAAUAAAUAAGAGACCAUGAUUUUAAUUAAAAUAACUAUUCCACUGAAAUCUAUUUGCAAACGAGACAAAGUUUAAAGGAAAAUAUAAAAGAGGAUUAGAAGAUCAUCAAAUCUUUAUAAUUUUUACUUCAGCUUACAUCUUUGGAUAACUAAUUCAUCUAAAGUGGAUCUAAUUCAUUAAAUUUAUUAAUUGAAAUGAAGAUUGAUCUUACAAAAUAAAGCUUUGAAAACAUCAAGAUCAAAAACACUUCUUUGAUUGGAGCGAACUUUCUAAGAUGCAAUUUGAGCGGAUCUUAUUUCGAAAAUGUAUGUGUAAGCAGAAUGAAACUUGAAUGGGGCAUAAUUAUUUAAUUGUAAAUGGAAAAAUAUAAAAUAAAUCAAUUGCAUCAAUUAUAUGCCAAUGGUGGUGCGGUUUGGUCAGUAUGCUUCUCUCCAAAUAGUUCUACAUUAGCCCCCAGUUUUGGAGAUGGUUCCAUUCGUGUUAUGGAAUGUUUAAACACGAAGAUAAGAUGCAAUAUUAAAAUGUAAUAACAAUCAUGUUCAAUCAGUUUGUUUCUCUCCUGAUGGUACUACAUUAGCAUCUGGUAGCGAUGAGAAGCAUAUCAAAUUAUGGAAUCUGAUGACCAGAAAAUUUAAAUUCAAAUUAUGUGGGCAUACUAGUCUUGUAAAUUCGUUUUGCUUUUCUUCUGAUAGUGCCACAUUAGCAUCUGGUAGUGAUGGUAAGUCUAUCCGUAUAUGGCAUGUUUAGACAGGAUAAUAAAUAGCCAAAUUGGAGGGUCAUGAUAGUUGUGUAAAUUCAGUAUGCUUCUCACCUGAUGGUACUUUAUUAGCAUCUUAUAGGGGUAUUCUUAAUAGUGGUUAAGAUUGUUAUAUCCGCUUAUGGGAUUUUAAGACAGGAUAUUAAAUCCUAGACUUGGAUAAAAAUUUAAAGGAUAUUCUUGCCUAAUUAAAAUUACCUCAUUAAGUCAAUUCAUUAUUCCAUAAUAGUAUUAAUUUCUAAUUUUAUUAGCUACCACACCAAUUACAAUUCUUCUUAUUUCUCAAAAACUUAUAUUUUAAGCAGAAGGAGCUCUGAUUUUUAAUGGAUAUUUUAUGAAUCAAUUAGGUAUUGAUUUAGGAUUAAUCUUAAAAUAAAAAGGCUGCUAUUUAUUGGAAGGCUAAAAUCAAUUUUUAGAAAAGCAAAUGUGA
This is a messenger RNA of Paramecium primaurelia, 1296 nucleotides long. The record is from the annotation of a GenBank genome assembly. NCBI's taxonomy places the organism in Eukaryota, Ciliophora, Oligohymenophorea, Peniculida, Parameciidae.